AUGUUUACAGUAUUAGGCGAGCAAACUGUGAAGAACCGACUAAUGCGGGCAUAUUGUGAAAAAUUCAUCGUGUUCCAUGGCGCUCGAAAGCGUAGGAGUACUACUUUCAGUUCGGAAGAUUCCGAUGCAAGUGAUGUGUGGUCAGCGUCCGAAGAAACGAGUGACACAAUGAGCAAUUCCGAAUCACUUGAUAUGAGCUACAGUGAUUCUUCGUUCUAUAGCGAAUCGAGUGUUGUAUCAUGCGAGUCUGAAUCUCGAACUGCUGAUAGUGACAUAUCAUUUAAUAGCGGAUCAAUCAGUUCUAGCGAUUUUACAGAUGAAAGUUGGGAGUCUUCAGAGUCUAAAAGUUGGGAAUUGGGUCUUGGGUCUGAAACUGAUAAAAGUUCAGAGUCUGAGACUGACGAAUCAUCCGAUUGUGAAAAUUGGAAAUCUUCAAAUUGCGAAACCGAUGAAAGCUCACAGUACAUAACUGAUGAGAUUUCGGAGUCUGAAUCUGAAAUUUCGCUCUCUUCAGAUUCCGAAACUGACGAAAAUACAAUAUACAAAACUAACGAAUUUUCUGAGUCAGAAAGCUCGACAUCUUCAGAAUCAGAAAUUGAUGAAACUUUAGAGUACAAAUCAGAAACGUCUUCAGAAUCCGAAAUCUCAGAGAAGUCAACUGAAACUGAAGAGCUCCGCGAGUCAUCAUCUUCAUCAGAAACUGAAGAAUCAAGAUCUAUCAGCAAAGAAAUCUCCACAAUUUUUACAACAACCACGUCUACAUCCUUCACUACAAAGCUUACAAAUAAUCCCACCACUUUCCCCACAGAAACUCAAUUUAAAACAAAUCCUGAUGUGUCCCACCACACGACUGAUACUUCCACAAAAACAUCUGAAAGAAGAGAACUUUCUACCACAACCGAAUCCGACACAACAACUCAUAUAUCAUUGAAAACAGAGGCAGCAAAUAUUUUCACCACUACUUCUGGAGAAACACCUUCAACCACAAAUUCUGAUGCUUCACGCUAUACGACCGAAAGUUCCACAACAGUAUCUCAAAAAGGAGAAACUCCUUCGACCAAAAAUUCUGAUGCUUCACACUAUACGACUGAAAGUUCCACAAGAGGGUCUCAAAUAGGUGAAUUUUCAAGCACAACCGAGUCUGUCGCAACCACAUCAACAUCCGUGCAAUCUGAGCCAGCAAAUAUUUCCAGCACUUCUUCAGGAGAAACUCCUUCGACCGAAAAUUCUGAUGCUUCACACUAUACGACUGAAAGUUCCACAAGAGGAUCUCAAAUAGGUGAACUUUCAAGCACAACCGAGUCUGUCGCAACUACAUCAACAUCCGUGCAAUCUGAGCCAGCAAACAUUUCCACCACUUCUUCAGGAGAAACUCCUUCGACCACAAAUUCUGAUGCUUCACACUAUAUGACUGAAAGUUCCACAAGAGUAUCUCAAAUAGGUGAAUUUUCAUUCAACCACAAGCCGAAUACUGACGCAACCAACAAUUCAGAACAAUCACCGUGCAAAAUCUGA
Bactrocera oleae (olive fruit fly) is the source of this 1515-nucleotide messenger RNA. Lineage: Eukaryota; Metazoa; Arthropoda; Insecta; Diptera; Tephritidae. The record is from RefSeq and is a predicted model, not a curated record.